UAGCAAAUGGAGAGUUCUGGUGCUACAAGUACUAAUAAUGCUCAAGCACAAAGGGUCCCUUAACCCUGUGUUAGUACGCAUCAGAAUGAAACAAUUGUAUCAGCCUUGUUCAAAUUCCAUUACCUGCCCAACAACAACUGAGAAAAAGCAAGAAGGAAAGGUUCUGCAAAUUAAGCAAAUUAAACCAAGAGGGGAGAAUCUUUCUGGUUGUUCGGGAUGCAGUCCCUCCUUUUUCCUUGCAAUGUGAACUUCCUUUUUUGGAAAACAACACAAGAGGAUUUAUUUUCUUCUUGUGCUUGAACUCCACCACUGAAAGGAAGAUUAGUUUUGAUUCUAAAUUCCCUCUUAUUAUGUAUGUUAUUUUCUUUUGAAUAUGGUUCAAAGAAUGGUUCUAAGCAAGCUUGGUAUCCAAGCUGAUCAUGUCAAAUCUGACAAGUGCUUAGCAAACCUGAAGCCAUAUUCUUCUCAGUACCAAGAUGGCAAAACCAAAGGAACUGAUAAGGUGAAGAAAAUGAUGAAGUCAAGGUCAUUUCAGCUUUCAGAUUUCGAGCCUCCUCAAUCACCACCUUCGGUCAGGAGCUUGUCCCAGCCAAGAAAGCCAUCACCUCUUCAUGUUCCAACUACUGCAGCAUCCCCACAACAGCAGAAGGCUAUGGUCAGAAGGUCACCCAAUUACAUGAAGCCUACCAGCAGUUCAGAUGCAAAAAAGGAGCUUUUGCCGGUUAGUCAUCGGAAUACCCAAUCUAGUUCAGAUGGUAAGAGUCUACCACAAAAAUGUAUGAGAAAUUCAAAAGCUAGCUAUGUUUCUUGCAAAGAGCCUGCAAAAACUUUGUCAAGAUCAUCUAGUGUGAAUUCAAUGAGAACAUUAACAAAGACUCCUAGUUUCAAGCCUUGUAAAGCUUGUUCAAGAGAAUUCACAUCAGCAGUUCUGUUUGAAGAUGUGAAUGCACCAGAGAGAGCUACCUGCUCUUCAACUUUGAAAGACUGCAAGUUUCCCGAGUACCUCAUGCUUGACCCUGGGGGAACUGAGUCUGAGGGAGUUUCACUUAUGAAGGUUUGCCCAUAUACAUAUUGUUCUCUUAAUGGCCAUGGUCAUGGUCAUUCUCCUUUGCCUCCAUUGAAGAGCUUCAUGUCAGCAAGGAGGCAUCUUUUGGAGACUCAGAAGAAUAUAAAGGCGGAAGUUGCGAGCCCUCAAAGAUGGAAGGUGCCCCCCUGUGAUACAAAAAAAGACUCUUAUAGUGAGCAGAUUGUCUUUCAUGGAAAACCUGCAUGUGAUGAAGCUGAUACAGGUAAUCCAACAAUCACUCCCUUGGCACAAGAAAUUGGUAUGGAUUUCUUCUUUGAAAUCUAUGCUAAGGAAAGGGAAGGAGAUGGCAAAAUGGGAAAAUUCAACUCUUUCAAAGACCUUGAGGAGCAAGAAGAUAUCAAUUUUGCAAAUGACGAGAAUGACAUUGCAGCAGAAGAGGAUGGAGUCAAGCAAGUUACUCCCGGAGUGACUCGUGACCUCCCGAAGUCUCAGAUCAAUUUCGAGGAGGAUUUCAAAAACUAUUUUGCUGAUGCUGCUGCAAUUGAAGCAAAUAGCAAGGGGGGCUUUCAUCUAGGACAAAAUGCUGAAGAUGCAGAUGAAAACCAGCCACCUAGCUGGUUUCAUGAAGAAACCUGUUCAGGAAGCUGCUGCAAUGAGACUAGCUAUGAUUGGGAACAGAUGGAGAAUAUUGACUUGGAUGAGUCUGAUUCCCAAUAUAGUGAUAUGGACUGGGAGGAGGAACACUUCUGUGAAUUCAACCAUGAGGACGAUACUGAUUCUUCCAUCUGCUCAAUGGAGGAAACUGACUCAAAACUUGAGUCCUUAUCAGAGAGUUCACAUGAUAUAUCUGAAAUGCGGUUACACGACAUCGUUAGCAGUCAAUAUGCAGACAUUCUGGUUGAAGAAGCACUCCAAGAAGUUGAAGAAGAGAAAAGUACCUGUUUUGAUGCACAACCUCAUUGCACUAAUUCUGUCCUGGAAGACACAAGUGAAAGUAUCGAGUUUGUGACUCAAGAAACAGAUUAUCCAUCCAAUGAUACAAGUUCUGAGAAUGACCAAUCUACUUCAACUGAGGAAGUAUUUCAGCAUCUGAUAAAUGCAGAAGAUAACAGCAGAGAAAAUGAAAAACAUGUGGAUUAUGAGGUCAGUUGUGUUUCAAUGGUACUUGAUGAAGUUGAAAAUAGUGAAGGCCACAAAACUAGUGAAAUUUGUGAGAUUGAUGAGAGCAGUGAAGACAGAAAUGCAAGCCUAGAGAAUGAUGAUGAUAAUGGAAUUAGCCAGGAGAACCAAAUUCACUCGUCUGAAGUGCCAGAAGAAAGCACCAUUGUUGUUCAGGAGCAGAAAUUAUCGGAGGAAAAUCAAGUUAAAGGUAGUAAGUUGCCGAGCACAGGUGGUGGUGAAGAGCAGCACACGGGCAAUAAUAGGCAAUGGGGAACUAAGCGGAAGAGACCUAUGGAAGAGGAUGAGGAAAUGAGAAAGAUCAACCCACGAAAGCCAAAUUUCCUGCCCUUGGUUAUUGAGCCAGAACCAGAGAAAGUUGAACUGAAGCACCAAAUGAUAGAUGAAAGAAAAGAUGCAGAGGAAUGGAUGCUUGAUUUCGCUCUCAGACAAGCUGUCACGAGACUUGCUCCAGCAGGGAAAAGGAAGGUGUCAUUGCUGGUUGAAGCUUUUGAAACAGUAAUGUCAAUGCCCAAAUGUGAAGCCCGUAUGAAAAAUGAUUCACCCUUUGCUCAUGCAAGGCCUAUUCAAGCGUGUAGCUGAUGUAUGCAUGUAACUAAGGUAGAAACAGAGAGGUCUUCUCUGAGUCCUUUUAGCAAGUGCUAUCUUGCACUGGAAUCAAAGGAGGAAGACACCAAGAAAAAGCCAAUCUCCAUGACCAGGAGUAAUCUGAAAGCAACCAUUACAAUGAGUGACUUGCUAUGCAUCUCCUUUUUGAAGCGUCGAGAAAAUUCAACUUGCAGGGUCGUGUGGCUUUUUACAUGGAAACUGAAACACUAGAAUAGGUUGUGGAUUUGCUCCACAAACUUGUUCAGUGUAAUUUGGCAUUUACUUUCUUUAAGUUGUGUUUGAUGCACUAAUAUAAUACUUAUGUUAAUAAUAAAUGGCAAUGAUGCUCCAGAUUUGUUAUCAUGUAGAAGCAUAGCUAACAAUAUGUAUCUCCUUUUUGAAGCGUGGAGAAAAUUCAACUUGCAGGGUCGUGUGGUUUUUUACAUGGAAACUGAAACACUAGAAUAGGUUGUGGAUUUGCUCCACAAACUUGUUCAGUGUAAUUUGGCAUUUACUUUCUUUAAGUUGUGUUUGAUGCACUAAUAUAAUACUUAUGUUAAUAAUAAAUGGCAAUGAUGCUCCAGAUUUGUUAU
Messenger RNA from Glycine soja, 3387 nucleotides. RefSeq lists its product as uncharacterized. NCBI's taxonomy places the organism in Eukaryota, Viridiplantae, Streptophyta, Magnoliopsida, Fabales, Fabaceae. The coding region runs from base 374 to 2788 and encodes 804 amino acids. The record is from RefSeq and is a predicted model, not a curated record. The transcript has a single exon. Gene Ontology annotation, molecular function: calmodulin binding.